Messenger RNA from Polypterus senegalus (gray bichir), 1614 nucleotides. RefSeq names its product amylase alpha 2A (gene amy2a). Bases 20 to 1558 code for a protein of 512 amino acids. The transcript has 10 exons. NCBI's taxonomy places the organism in Eukaryota, Metazoa, Chordata, Cladistia, Polypteriformes, Polypteridae. Gene Ontology annotation, biological process: carbohydrate metabolic process. Gene Ontology annotation, molecular function: cation binding; alpha-amylase activity. The record is from RefSeq and is a predicted model, not a curated record.
UCUGUCACUUACGGUCACCAUGAAGCUGCUUGUGUUCACGUGGAUACUUGGGGUGUGCUGGGCUCAGUACAAUCCUAACACUAAGCCGGGCACAACAUCCAUUGUACACUUGUUUGAGUGGCGCUGGGCUGAUAUUGCUGAGGAGUGUGAGCGCUUUCUAGCACCUAAUGGUUUUGGUGGUGUUCAGAUUUCUCCUCCACAAGAAAGCAUUCGUCUUACUAAUCCAUGGAUGCCUUGGUGGCAAAGGUAUCAGCCCAUCAGCUACAAUCUUUGCUCAAGAUCUGGGACAGAAAAAGAGUUGAGGGACAUGGUGACGAGAUGCAACAAUGUUGGGGUUCGAAUUUAUGUUGACGCAGUAAUUAAUCAUAUGUGUGGAGCAAGUGGAGGUGCUGGUACCCAUUCUUCAUGUGGGACUUACUUCAACGCUGACACCAAAGAUUUCCCUUCUGUACCAUACUCUGCGUGGGAUUUCAAUGACGGCAAAUGCAGAUCACCCAGUGGAGAUAUUGAGAACUACCAUGACAUCUAUCAGGUGAGAGACUGCCGUCUGGUUAGUCUUCUUGACCUCGCUCUUGAAAAGGACUAUGUGAGAGGCAGAAUCGCGGAGUACAUGAAUUCCCUCAUUGACAUUGGAGUGGCAGGAUUCCGAGUCGAUGGUUGUAAGCACAUGUGGCCUGGUGAUUUGAGGGUGGUGUUUGAUAAGCUGAAAAAUUUGAACACAAAAUGGUUCGCAGAAAACACAAGACCCUUCAUUUUCCAAGAGGUAAUUGACCUUGGUGGAGAACCUAUCACAGCUAGGGAUUACUUUGGACUUGGCCGUGUUACCGAAUUUAAGAACAGUGCAAAAUUAGGCACAGUCUUCCGCAAAUGGGAUAAUGAAAAAAUGGCUUAUUUAAAAAAUUGGGGAGAAGGUUGGAGUUUAAUGCCCAGUGACAAAGCAGUAGUGUUUAUAGACAAUCAUGACAAUCAAAGAGGGCAUGGACCUGGAGGAGCUUCAGUGCUCACUUUCUGGGAUUCAAGGUUAUACAAAAUGGCAACAGGUUUCAUGUUAGCACACCCAUAUGGAGUCACCCGUGUGAUGUCAAGUUUCCGAUGGCCCAGGAAUAUUGUCAAUGGAAAGGAUGAAAAUGACUGGGUAGGACCACCAUCCUACAGUGACGGAAGCACAAAGCCUGUUCCCAUUAAUCCUGACAGCACUUGUGGAGAUGGCUGGGUCUGUGAGCACAGAUGGCGUCAAAUCAAAAACAUGGUUAUUUUCCGAAAUGUAGUGAAUGGUGAGAAUUUUUCAUACUGGUGGGACAAUGGAAAUAACCAAGUAGCAUUUGGCCGUGGUAACAAAGGAUUCAUCGUAUUCAACAAUGAUGACUGGAACAUGGAUGUCAUACUACUGACUGGCCUCCCAGCAGGAACCUAUUGUGAUGUCAUCUCUGGACAAAAAGAAGGAGGUCGCUGUACUGGCUUACAGAUUACUGUGCAGGGAGACGGAAGAGCACAUUUUCAGAUUAGCAAUAUGGCUGAAGAUCCCUUUAUUGCAAUUCAUGUUAAUGCAAAACUAUAAAUUUUUUGUUGUGAAACUAUUCAAAUAAACAAAAUGCUUAUGUAGCAUGGAUGUGG